Molecule: messenger RNA, 733 nt
Organism: Pterocles gutturalis (yellow-throated sandgrouse)
Lineage: Eukaryota; Metazoa; Chordata; Aves; Pterocliformes; Pteroclidae
Product: nicotinamide riboside kinase 2-like
Exons: 6
Source: RefSeq, a predicted model, not a curated record
CAUUUUUUUUUUUUUUCUCUUAUCGCUGUUUCAGCCCCAAGAUGAAAUAGAAGUUGAAGAUGGGUUUAAACAGUAUGAUGUGAUUAGUGCACUAGAUAUGGAAGCUAUGAUGAGUACCAUAAAUGCCUGGAUAAAAAACCCAGUCAAGUUUGAACGUUCUCAUGGGAUCAACAACACACUGGAUGCCCAGAUCUUGCAAGAUAUGGAGGCAGGAGAUGAGACAAUCCACAUUCUUAUUGUUGAAGGCUUCCUACUUUACACCUACAGGCCACUGAUAGAUGUAUUCCACCAUCGGUACUUUCUUUCCAUUCCGUAUGAAGAGUGUAAAAGGAGAAGAAGUUCAAGGAAUUACACUGUACCAGAUCCACCUGGAUUGUUUGAUGGCCACGUUUGGCCUAUGUACGUAAAGCACAGGAAGAUAAUGGAAGAUCUUGGAGUUGAUGUGGUGCACUUGAAUGGAACAAAAUCAAAGGAGGAGCUGUUUAAUGAUGUGUAUGGACAGAUCCAGAAUAAGAUUGAAGAAUUACUUAACAGGCAGAAAUAAUGGCUGAUGGUGAUUCUUGGGGUAGAAGAUGAUUCCUGUUUGCUCUGCGCUGUUUACCCAACUGCUACUAAAGUUCCAGCUUCUGUGAAGACUCUCAACUCUUACAUUUGACUUUGUUCAAUCUUCCCUUGAAACUGAGUUAUAUGUGGUCAUAAUUAAAAAGCACUUCCCCUUUGUCUGUCAUCUUAA